GGCGGGAGCAGCUGCGGCCGCCCCUCAGCGAUGCCGUUCCAGCAGGGCUCUGCCCGGAGGCGGCAGCGCACCGUGCUCCUGGUGGGCAUCGUGCUCCUGCUGGCCGCCCUCGUCCUCGCCGUCGUACUGGCCUCUCUCCUGACCCACGGGAAACACGAGGACAGCCCCAAAAUGCUCAAGUGGAAGGACAGAGGGACCACAAAGAACCUGCAAGAAGUCGUCCUGGGAAGGUGCUACAACUACAUCACAGAGCGGUACCCGGAGCUGGGAGAUAAGGAUUGCCUAAAAAUAUGGGAAUCAUUAAAAGAUGCGUUCAUUUACAAGAAUCCCUGUAAUAUCACAGCAGAAGAUUAUCAGCCUCUAAUGGAUUUAGCAAGUCAUCAUAUACCCUGUAACAAGUCACUGUUUUGGAGCAAGACAAAUGACCUUGUUCAUCGUUAUACAAAAUCCAAUCAAAAUUUCCUUACCUUGGAGGACACCUUGUUGGGUUAUAUGGCUGAUAAGAUUUCAUGGUGUGGAGACCCCUCUACCCCAGGAAUCAACUAUGAAUCUUGUCCAAAACGAAGUGAAUGUGAGAGCAACCCCAGCUCCGUGUUCUGGAAAAUGGCAUCCAAGAUGUUUGCAGAAGCAGCAUGUGGUGUGGUUCAAGUGAUGCUCAACGGAUCAAUAGAAGCUGGAGCUUUCAGAAGCAGCAGCAUCUUUGGAAGUAUUGAGGUCUUUAAUCUAAAUCCAGAUAAAGUCUCUGAAGUGCACAUUUGGCUAAUGCAUGACAUUGGCGGACCUCAAAGUGAAUCCUGCUCAGGUCAUUCCAUUCAGAGGUUGAAAAACAUCUUGGAAGAGCGAAACUUUAAGAUCAUCUGUGAAGAUAAUUACAGGCCAGUUCAGCUCCUUCAGUGUGUGCAUAACCCUGACCACACAGACUGCAGACUUUGCACCAACAGCACAGCAGUUCCAUGAAAGGGUGGCCUCCACGAUACUGAAGAUUUUCAUCAUUUGUGUGUAAAGCUGGAAAAGAUGUGGCUACAUAGCUUAGAGUGAUAAAUAGUAGCGUGGUGUGUACCCAGUCCAUAACCAGAAAUCCUUGCUGUGAUACUAACAGGCAGUUAUAGCAGGAGAUGAUACUUAAGGUGUGAUACUGUACACACACGCAUUCAAAUGUACUAUUUCAGAAGGGCCAGGGCCAUGUUCAGCAACUUAGCUGAACAUACCUAGCUUUGCCCUAGUUCUCUCCCUCCUGUACAACUCUCCAGAGGCAGAGAACAGGAAUUCUCUAGGGCAUCCAUAGAGAAGACAGAGGCUUUCCAGCAGAGGCAGAAUUUGCCCAGAUCGCACUCAGCUUCCUCCCUGCUGGAAGGCUGGGUGGGAAAUGAUCAGGGCAUGCUAUGCAUGCCCUGGUGGAACAUUCCCCAAAGGGGAACAUUGCCCAAUGGCACAGGGUAUUAAUCAUGUUUCUCCCCAGGGACUGUGACACCUCUGAGCAGGUAAAGCAAGCAAUGGAAGAGGCAGAGUGGUUUUUACCUUUUAGUGGGUAUCACAGUAAGCAGCUGGUGGGGAGAUCGCUGGGCUGAGCUGAGCCAAGAAAAGACCAGAAACCACUCAAAGGGUUGCCAGCAUCUGUAAGAACUGCUGAGUGUGUAACUGGGAGAGAAAAUAGUGAGACUGACUCAGAGAGCCCCAUUAAAUCCUACUGGAAACACCAUUGCAGUUCAGAUUACAUUUUGUUCUUAAUAUAGCAGUAAGUGCAAGCCUUCCAACUUUCAUAAAAGGUCCCUCAGACCACAACUUGGGCAUCCACUGGAAUAGAAACAAACAUCAAACAGUUGCCACAAUAAGGAGUCUCUCUUGACCUCAGUUUCUGAGGUGAAAGGUGAUGCCUUGUGGUGUAUAAUUCACAAGCACAGACUCACUGUAGUACACUGAAACAGCAGGUUUCAUUGAUUUCCUUUGAUUUCUAUUUUACUGGUCUCAUAUACAUAGUCAAAUGCAGUGUUUAUAACAAAUAUCUGAGGCCUAUUUGUGGCCGCGGUUUGUAGUGCCUUUGUGCAGUGCCAGUGACACUCAGAGAACAGAGCAGGCUUUGCUACAGAGAUGCUGCUAGUGCUGAGGUGCCAAAGUCACCAGCAGCUACCAAUGUGUUAGGCAGACUGAGGUUUCCAUGAUCCCACAGGCAGAAGGUUAUAACACCAUAUGUUUUAGUGACUACCCAGAGUGCAAAGGAUGUUUAUGGAGCUACACAAGCUGGUGUAAUUUCUAACAUCUCUACAUAAACCUCUUCUCUGCUAGAGCAAUAGAGGGCCUGCACUGAGUAUGGCUGGACACACCCAAGACCUCACCCAUAAUAUUACAUUAAAUGAAAUGUAUUUUUAUUUGCACUCUGUUAUGUAACUACUUAGAGGGAUCAACGCAGACACAUACCAGUGCUUCCAAAUAGGUUACUUCUGACUAUCAGUCAAGAGUUUGUCUUCAUUCUCACUUUUGUACCUCUUCUCUUGUAAUAUAAAAUGUCAACAGUAAAAUCAAGAUCUAUAAUAAAAUUGUUGAUAGUAAAUGUUGUUAAUUCAGUUUCACAUACUACUUAAACUCUGGAAGUCAAGAAAGAAGGAAAUAAACCACUUUCUAAAAAUAA
This is a messenger RNA of Manacus vitellinus (golden-collared manakin), 2626 nucleotides long. RefSeq names its product ADP-ribosyl cyclase/cyclic ADP-ribose hydrolase 1. Bases 31 to 957 code for a protein of 308 amino acids. The transcript is spliced from 8 exons. The record is from RefSeq and is a predicted model, not a curated record. Gene Ontology annotation, cellular component: plasma membrane. Gene Ontology annotation, biological process: positive regulation of B cell proliferation. Gene Ontology annotation, molecular function: phosphorus-oxygen lyase activity; NAD+ nucleosidase activity. NCBI's taxonomy places the organism in Eukaryota, Metazoa, Chordata, Aves, Passeriformes, Pipridae.